Molecule: messenger RNA, 2108 nt
Organism: Stegodyphus dumicola
Lineage: Eukaryota; Metazoa; Arthropoda; Arachnida; Araneae; Eresidae
Product: very long chain fatty acid elongase 7-like
Biological process (GO): very long-chain fatty acid biosynthetic process; fatty acid elongation, saturated fatty acid; fatty acid elongation, monounsaturated fatty acid
Cellular component (GO): endoplasmic reticulum membrane
Molecular function (GO): fatty acid elongase activity
Source: RefSeq, a predicted model, not a curated record
UAGUCAUAACUCUAUUUAAAAGGUAUUAUGUUUUUGCUUGGUUUACGGGCUGAAAGCUGCGGGUGAUUUUAAGUAUACCGACGUGUUAUGUUAAUGAUGCUGUACCUAAGUCUUAAAGACCUUACAAGUUCUAUUUACCAUUGAGUUUUAAAAGGACUGCUUUAGAUGCACUUUACCGGAAUUUGAAGAAGAAGGCACUUAUUGUUGAAUUUGUGGAUGGUCGAUCUUGAAUCCCUGAACGCAGAAAAGAUUUUUCUUCUUUUAGUUAUGGAUAUUCAGCUCCAGAAGGAAACAUUUAAAGUCCGACAGAUUUUCAGUGAAAUCGACGACUAUUUACAUACUGGAGAUCCCAUCAUUCGAGAAUGGUUCCUAAUCAACAGCAAAUUUUGGCCUGCAUUUCUAUGCACGAUGUACCUAAUUGUUGUCAAAAUAGUCGGCCCAGCUUUUAUGAGGGAUCGAAAGCCUUUUGUGCUGAGGAAGACACUGAUCGUAUAUAAUUUAUUCCUGGUGAUUACAUAUUCUGCCACUAUAUAUGUUUUCAUGGCUAAUAUGGUGAGAAUCGAUCCUGCAAUACUUUGCAAGAAUUCUAACGUCAACCCGAGUGAUUCUACAUACACGUUAGCAGCCUGCGGCUGGAUGGUCUACAUGUUGAAAUACGUAGAAUUCCUUGACACGAUCUUUUUCGUAUUGAGGAAAAAAGACAAGUCGAUUACGAACCUCCAUGUGAUACACCACGCUAUUCUUCCAAUUUGUGGAUGGGUUCUCUUCAGAACAGAAACAAGCGGUUUUCAGAGUUUUCCAGUUCUCCUCAAUUCCAUCGUUCACGUUUUGAUGUACAGUUACUACGGCCUGGCUGCCAUAGGACCUCAUGUGCAGAAAUAUUUAUGGUGGAAACGGUAUCUCACGAUUAUUCAGAUGGUACAGUUCAUCCUGGUCAUACUAUUUGUGACAACAAUAACACCCCUCUCAGGGUGUUCUGCAGCCAAAACCAGUGUAUGGGUCAACACUGUAUUAGCAGUAUUAUUUCUCAUCCUGUUCUACAAUUUUUAUACACAUUCCUUUCAACCAAAAGGAUCUCAAUUAAAAAAGGAUUUUGAAAAGAAACAGCUUGAAGGAGAUGUUUCUAAGCAUAACAAUAAUGAAGCCAUCAGUGAAACAAAGAAAUUCAAGUCCAACUAGAAACUGAUUAAUAAGUUCUUUUGUCUGAAGUGAUACUUACAUUUACAGCGAUUCACUUUGCUGCUAUCCACGAGCUAGACGUUAUGACUGAAUGAAUAACUGCUACUGAGGAUGGCGGAAUUACUAGAUGGCCAAAAUGUCGUUUUUGCUGAACAUUUUCGUUUACUAUGUUAUUUAUUUAUAUCGUCUCUAAGAAUCAAGUGGAUCUUAGAAAGCCCUCUGCCUUCAUGAUGAAGAUUUGGAAACACUAUGGGAGUUCUGAAUUCGAUACAUGCUGCGGUAGCCAAAGAGAUAAUUUUGUUCAAAACAAAGAUUUCAUCAUGUUCCGAAGUCGUUUUCUCAUGAACUUGUAGAUUUCAGCACAUAUUUAUUGACAUGAAAGAAAAAUAUAUAGAUACCUACAUAAUGUUGAUCUUUACAAUGAAUUCAAUUUUCAAAGUAUAGUAUACACAGCAAAAUUUGUACAGUGUUAAUCACGUUCGACAAAGAUUAACCAUCUCAUCGAAUUAAGACCACAAUUUAUAAUCUUCGAACUGUUACGGUGGAAUACCGAAGUCGAACUUCAUAUAAAUCUUUUGCUGCCUGCACCACAUAGCUGAAUUUUUCAAUUUCGAAGAAUGUCUUAGAUAAUUUUUUUCUUCCGUUUUAUUUUCUCUGAAACGAUAAAGGAUACUGGCAACAAUAUGUGAAAUGCCAUAUCAAAAAUGUAACAAGAACAGCAAUCAACUAAAUAGUACUCUUUUAUUUCAGGACAGACCAUCUUUGUCUAAUGCUAACAAAUUACAUCUGGAAUCAAAAUAAUGUUUUGGAAAGAAACAGACGAACUUAAGAAUCUUAUAAACUAUGGUUAAUAUUUUAGAGGCAUUAAAGCCACAAAUAUUUGAAGCUGUUUGUAUUUUUGAAGAAAUAUAUAAAUCUUGUGUCAACCA